GCCUGCUUCCGGUGUCCGCCCUCCGGCUCCUCCCGCCGCUGCCGCCACCGCCGCCGCUGCCGCCGCGAUGCUGCUGCUGUGGCGGUCCCGCUGCCUGGGCCGGGCGCUGGGCCGCUCGCUGCGUGCCCUCCGGCAGGGGAACUGUACUCUGGCAAGAUGCUCUCUGUCUGGUGUGGCUGGGAGCCAAGGAAUGGCUUACAUGAACAGCAGGAAGCUUGUAGUAAAUAGCUCCAGUGUCUUCACUGUCCGUUACUUCAGAACCACUGCAGUACGUAGGGAUGAUGUGGUUACAGUGAACACACCAGCCUUUGCAGAGUCAGUCACAGAAGGAGAUGUCAGGUGGGAGAAAGCUGUUGGAGACACAGUGGCAGAAGAUGAAGUGGUGUGUGAGAUUGAAACAGAUAAGACAUCAGUGCAAGUUCCAGCCCCAGCAGCUGGUGUGAUUGAAGCCCUUCUGGUACCUGAUGGUGGCAAAGUGGAAGGGGGGACACCUCUGUUCAAACUCAGGAAAACUGGAGCUGCUCCUGCCAAGGCCAAACCAGCAGCAGCCCCUCCUCCUCCUGCAGCCCCUGAACCUGUAGCUGCGGCUCCUCCUCCUCCUGCAGCGCCAAUUCCCACUACAAUGCCACCAGUGCCACCUGUGUCAACUCAGCCCAUCGACAGCAAGCCAGUGUCUGCGGUGAAGCCGGCUGCAGCCCCAGCGGCAGCCCCUCCUGGGGAGGCAGUGCCCAGCAAAGGUGCCAGAUCAGAGCAUAGGGUGAAAAUGAAUCGGAUGCGCCAGCGCAUCGCCCAGCGGCUGAAAGAGGCUCAGAACACUUGUGCCAUGCUGACCACUUUCAACGAGAUCGACAUGAGCAACAUCCGGGAUAUGAGAGCUGUACACAAGGAUUCCUUCCUGAAAAAGCACAACCUGAAGCUAGGUUUCAUGUCAGCUUUUGUGAAAGCUGCAGCUUUUGCUCUGCAGGACCAGCCUGUUGUGAAUGCAGUGAUUGAUGACACGACCAAAGAGAUUGUGUACAGGGACUAUGUGGACAUCAGCGUGGCUGUAGCGACUCCCCGGGGUCUUGUGGUCCCUGUUGUUAGGAAUGUAGAAAACAUGAACUAUGCUGACAUAGAGCGUGCCAUCUACGAGCUGGGGGAGAAGGCAAGGAAGAAUGAACUGGCCAUUGAAGACAUGGAUGGUGGCACUUUCACAAUCAGCAAUGGAGGGGUUUUUGGGUCAUUAUUUGGGACACCUAUCAUUAACCCACCCCAGUCUGCCAUCUUAGGCAUGCACGCCAUCUUUGACAGGCCCGUGGCCGUGGGAGGCAAGGUGGAGGUGCGGCCCAUGAUGUACGUGGCGCUGACGUACGACCACCGACUGAUCGACGGCAGAGAGGCUGUCACCUUCCUGCGCAAGAUCAAGGCAGCGGUGGAGGACCCCCGCGUGCUGCUGCUCGACCUGUAGAGCACCCACACCCCCACAGCACCCACCCAGGGCAAGGCCGCAGCACCAGCAAGGGCGAUGCAGGGCAUUCAGGAGCUGGCAGGGGUCAUUCCGGUCUCGCUCUCUCCGCUGUGAUUGGGGCUGUCCCAGAGGGAAUUGUGGGGAUAGCUCCUACCUCCUUCCCUUAUUCCAUUGACACAAGUUCAGUUUCUCACGAGGAUUGCUUUGCAGUGGGCCGGCCACUGAACGGCACUGCCUUUCCAGAGUUGUCUCUGUGGCAUUCUCUCCCUCACAGCACCAAACUCUCACCUCGAGCUUGUCCUAUACUACUGGAAACUGCUUGCUGCUGCUGUGCUAGGGUACCCUUCCCUGCCACUCCGAGGCAGGUUCAGCUUUACUUUUCCUAGCACUGAGGUUCCUGAGAGGGAGAGGAGAGGAAAGGCUACUGCUCUGUCCCUGUUUUGCUUGAAAGUAUUUCACUCUUGUCUGCCAUGCAGGGGUAGUCUGGGGAGCCCCAGGUCCCUUGCAGCGGAGGUUUUGACCACAGCAGGGCUUGAGGUAGAUGGCAGUGCCCUAGUUUUACACUCCCUCCACAGACAGGAACGCAGCAGUGGCAGCUCCCCUGCUUUCCCUCGGAGAUUGUUUGUUUCUCUUCAGCCUAGUCACUGUGGCACAAAUGUCUGUGCCCAGGUGGGCAGAGCCUGUGACCUCUAUGAAGGUAGCACUGUUCCUGGGUGGGCAACCCUGUCACCAUUACAUGCCUGACACAGGAGAGGUAGGAACCAGCCCCCAGCAGCUGUCCUUGAAUCACAGCUCCCUGACAGUGGAUCUGACUGCUGGCUUCCUGCGUGCGAGGGCUUGGCCUGCUACCAGCCACGAGACAGCUGGGGAGGGCCAGGUCCUUAACUGUAAUGUAUAUCCCAGCCUGCUGGUUUGGGGGGGAGGGGGGCAGUCCUUAAUCUGAUAGCGCACACAUGUACUGGGGAGUGAGGGGGUUGCUAGUGCCUGCAGAGUCUAUUACCCUCUACACAGAACUUGUAACUAAAGUAUUUAACACAGCGGAUUUUAAAUGAAAUAAAACUGGGCAAUGACUGCAAGGUGGGGGUGUGUUUGAAGGGCUGAGCAGCAGCUCCAGGCUGAGGACUUGGGCAGCAGCAGCAGCCAUAAUGUAGCGUAAGAAACCUGUUACUUGAGAGCAAAGGGGAAGUGGGAGUUGUUCCCAUCACUGGUGGUUACUAAAUGGAGAGCGCUCUGGCUGGGGAGUUUGUACUGUCCUCAAACACUUUCUGGCACAGGAUUGGCUUUUCCCAGCACAGGAUGAGUUCUUCAGGACUGGAGAUCAUCCUUUUUUUGGUCUAGCAGCAGAACUGUUAGGGACAGCAAGGAAAUCCCCAGUGUUUGCUAGAUGGGAGACAGAUUCUUCAAGUACAGCUGUGGAGCCAGGAUGGUUUUUGUCUUGCUACAAGAGGGGAGAGUUGUAAAUCCUGCAGGCAGGGAAGGAGGCUGUUAAGGGUCGCAGAGGGAGAAAAGAGGCAAGAUCAAAGAACUGUAAAGCAAAAGCUGUGGUGCUGAGAGUGUUUCUGUUAAGGAACUGCCACUGUUGGAACAAUAUGAAAUCAUUCCUGGAUCACAGUGGGGUUUUUCCAGCUCUGACAUCAGUGUCAGGGAACGAUUUGCCAUUCCCAGCUAUGAGUGGAGAAGGCAGCCCCUUCAACAGAAAAUCGCUGCACUCACAACUGCUGUGCUGGUGAAAGGUCCUAGUGCAGCUCCUAGUACUGGUUCCCAUGGCUUCCUGGCAGCUAUGGACAAACUGGUGCGUGGAGCCAGCUUUCCUCUUGCCUGUUCCUGGUUGAGGUAGAAGUUCAAAAGGAGAGGGGAAAAAACAAACCCUUCUGUGUGUUGUAGAGGAAGGGCAAAGAGUCCAGCUGCUCUUGUAUAAAUAAAGUGACUGAAAGAGAAAGUGCUGAUGAAAAAAUUGCUGUGAGCACCCAGCCCUCCCUGCUGGCUUAGGCUACAGAGGGCCCACCUUGACUUUGUACAUGAGCAGGAGAAGGGCACUGCCUGUAUCCCACCUGGAGCUGCAAUAAAUG
Molecule: messenger RNA, 3516 nt
Organism: Dryobates pubescens (Downy woodpecker)
Lineage: Eukaryota; Metazoa; Chordata; Aves; Piciformes; Picidae
Gene: DLST
Product: dihydrolipoamide S-succinyltransferase
Exons: 15
Coding region: 68-1447 (459 amino acids)
Biological process (GO): tricarboxylic acid cycle
Cellular component (GO): oxoglutarate dehydrogenase complex
Molecular function (GO): dihydrolipoyllysine-residue succinyltransferase activity
Source: RefSeq, a predicted model, not a curated record